Cryptococcus amylolentus CBS 6039 is the source of this 2871-nucleotide messenger RNA. RefSeq lists its product as hypothetical. The transcript has 4 exons. The record is from RefSeq and is a predicted model, not a curated record. Bases 521 to 2470 code for a protein of 649 amino acids. NCBI's taxonomy places the organism in Eukaryota, Fungi, Basidiomycota, Tremellomycetes, Tremellales, Cryptococcaceae.
UUUCUAAUUGUCCGCAGGCAGCCCUAAUGAGUCUAUUGCAGUCUGUGAGACGGUGACUCUGCAUGAGCUGCAUGCAGCAUCAUCAACUUGCCCAUCGGCCGCUCUCCUCAAUGAACGGGUUAACUUUGAGUUCCUCUGCCGAUUCGCCAUUUGACGCGUUUCCGAGACCCGAUGCCUUCAUCUGAAUCAUCUGCGACCUGCGAAGUGGAGCUUUCGUAAAUCGCUGCGAUAGCAGCAGCUCUCCGAUACAUGGCCUCGCCCUCCAACGGCACAGUGCCCACAGUGACACCGUGCAACGUGCUCCGUAGGGAUACACUCGAUGCGGCAACUAACAAAGCCAAAUAUGCGCCGCGAAGAGCAGUAAGGUACUACGCGACAAAAAGGAUAAUUUGACUGUGCAUCGUUGAUUUUCCCGCGCCAUAUAUCACCGGCCCAAUCCCUCACAACAACCUUUCUCUUUCCCAUACCCAUCCCCACCCCUUGUUUGAUUUCACGUACCACAGCGCACUUGGAAUCAAGCAUGUCCCUUCCAGUAUACCACCAAGUCCCCGCGGACGAGAAACGCCCGCUCUCUCCAGUCAGCGACGACGAGUUCGACCCUCGCCAGGUCCACCCUGCUUCCAUUGGCCUCCGAGUCGGUGGCGGCUCUGUCGCCCAGCGAGCCAAGGACAAGUACGCCAACAUGUCCAAGAUGAAGAAGGCUCUUGUCGCCCUCGCCGUCGUCUGGUUCACCCUCAUCAUCGCUCAGAAGACCGCCGCCGGCUUCUCUGGCCCCCAUCACCAUGGCCGCCACCACCACCAGGGCCACGAGUUUGGCAUGGAGCAGUGGGGCAACUUUGAUGGUCCCGAGGGCCGACCUCUCCCUCCCAUGGAGUUUGGACACCACGGCGUCCACCCCCAUCACCAUCAGCCCGAGGACCUUGCCGUGAUUGAGACUGUCUACGGCGAGGCUUCUGUCGUCGGUGAGGCCACGGCCGCAAAUGCUUCUUACCCCAUCCACCUCGGCCGAGGCAACCAUCUCGACCUCGACUUUAAGGGCGAGGGCAAGCUUGUUGUCUCCAGGACUGCCGAGGAGACUAAGGGUCCUAUUGUCAACCUUGUCGUCGAGUCUACCUGGACUGGCGAGGUCGAGGGCGUUGAGAUGAAGUCUGACGGGCGAUCACACGCUUUGUCUGUCGAGUCUUCCGAGUCUUCUUCCCACGUCGUCCACCUUGUCCUCUCUGCCAAGCAGGACAAGCUCCCCUCCAUCUCCAUCCGCUCCUCCAAGGACAUUGACUUGACCAUCGAUUCCUCCGCCCAGGACGUCCGAAUCAAGCACCUCUCCCUCAAGGCUGACAGCGGUAACAUCAACCUUUCCGAGGUUGUUGCUGGCAAGCUUGACGCCGAGACCAUCAGCGGUAACGUUGGCGGUACCUUCAACGUUAGCAGGGCCAUCAUCUUCAAGACUGUCACUGGUGACAUUGACGCUACCGUAAACGUCCAGCCCCUCUUCCCUCCUCCUCCCCACCACAACGGCACCCACUCUCACCCUCCUCCUCCCCCUCACAAGGGCGUCAAGGGCGAGCACAAGCCCCACCACCCUCCCAAGCACGGUAAGGGUGAGCACAAGCCCCAGGAGGACGACCGUGAGGAGCGCGAGCCCGAGUUCCAUCACAAGCGUGGCGAGCAGCCCGAGGAGUUUGAGAACCGACCCGAGCACCCCGAGGAGCGUGAGGAGAAGCCCGGGUGGUUCUCCAUGUUCAAGAGCGGCCCUCCCAAGAAGCCUGAGCACCGAGGCCCUCCCCCUCCCAAGCCUGUCAAAGUCGGCGCCUUCUCUUCUACCGGUGCCAUCACCCUCCAUGUCCACUCUCCUCCCUUCGUCUCUACCGAGACCAAGGCUCACUCUCACACUGGUGAUGUCAAGGUCGUCGCUCCUCGCAAGUUCCACGGUUUCUACGACAUUGGUACCUUCAAGGGUUCUUACAAGGUCGAAACCAAGGAAGGCAAGGUGAACAAGGUUCUCGACGAAUUCGUCGGUGAGCAAGGUGGCAAGCAGAGCGGUCUCGUCUUCCCCGAGCACCGAAACGGUACCGAGAAGGUUGAGGGUGACUUUGAGAAGAGGUCUUUCGACGAGGAAGAGUUUGAGUUUGACGGCGAGCUCUCUGAGGCUCCUGCCGAGGACGCGCCCCGAGACGGACCUCCUCCUCGAGAUGGUGAAGACGGCCACCCCCCUCCUCCCCCCAAGGGCGGUAAGGACGGCGAGCACCCCCCUCCUCCUCCUCCCCCUGGAGGCAAGAAGCCCAAGGGUCCCAACGGCGAGCACCCCCCUCCUCCUCCCCCUGGAGGCAAGGAGCCCAAGGGUCCCAAGGGUCCCAAGCCUCCCAAGGGCCCCGGUGGACCUCCUCGAAAGCCUCACGGUCCCCCUCCUCCCCCCGGACAGUCUGAGGUCUUUGCCCAUACCGAUGUCGGAGACGUCCUCGUUGUUCUCUAAUCGCUUUCUGUUGUAUGAUUUCCACAUACAAUAUCACUCCUGGUUGGGUCUACUUGACCGGAGUAAAAGCUUAGGUAUAGCGAUCCAUUGUCCGAGCUCUAACAGUACUCGAGUAUGGUAGGAAUGGAGAAUGAAUGGGGUCCGAUCGGCUGUAUUUGUUUGUUUUGUCUUUCAUGUUUGUGAAUAUUUAGUACUACAAGACUGUGUCAAAGUAGGAUGGGAAAGUAUUACAAUAUAUAGUUUAAUGGAUUGGUAACGGAAAUUUGGCUCGAGAUUGGUUGAACUGUGAUGCGUUAAUUGUGGCCAUGAGAUCUACCAAUUGUCAAUCACAGCUUCCAGCCGCAUUACUACUUUUCGACGAGGUCAUGAAUUAGCACAACAUAAUGCAAAGUGCGCUUUCG